UGCAACACCAAUAAAUGAUUCUUGAAAUUAUUUUUAUGAAAUCAAUGAUCUAGGAGUGUCAAAACAUAAAUGCUGCUUCCGAAUAAGUCAUCAUGUUGAAGGUUAUAAGAAAAGCAUCUUGUAGAGCUAUUGUCAACAGAUUACAUGCAUCUAGGGAAGGAGUGAAUACAGCAGGUGGCUGUGCUCUUUCUCAUGCAAAUAUAUGUUGCGGGAGUGUCACACAAUUUAAUAAAUAUCAGUCUCCAAUAAGGCAUUUCGUAGUUUCACCGCAAGGACACAUAACUCUACAUGAACAUGUAUAUUCCAAGCAUACAUCGUUCAGAUUAGUUAGCGAAAUUAGAGGAAAUGGUAAUAAAACGAAAGGAUGUGAACAAACAAAAGGUGGCGAUAAAUUUAUCGAUUUGGAACUAUUAGCCAAGGAUAUAAUAAAACAUGCAGAGUCAAACUAUACUUAUCCUCUACAUGUUAGUGCCUCAGAUAUUGCAGUAAAAAUUGAAUCAUUAUUGAACCUGCAGUGUGAUUUAUCUGACAUCAAAACCUUACUUACGAUAAAUCAAACAGUACUCACAGCAACAAAUAAUGCUUUUACUAAAGCUUUAGUAUUUUUGGACAAACAUGGGUUCAGGCAGCAAAACAUUGUUUCAAUGUUGCAUCACUGUGAUGAACUUUUAGCUGGACAAACCAAACUAAUAAUCCAGUGCCUGGACUCUCUAAGACAAAUAACCCUGAAAGAAAAAGAAGCUAUCCAACUCAUUGCAUCUGACCCUAAUGUACGUCAUAUCACACACAAAGACAUGACAAGCAGAGUAGCUCAACUGAAAGGCUUAUUUAAAACAAGUCAUGUAUUGAGGCUAAUCCUAAAGUCGCCAAAAUUACUAUAUGAUGAUUUUAGUGAAGUAGCCUAUAAGUUCCAGUAUGUGAUAUUUAAGCUGGGGGUUGACCAGAAGCCAAUUAUGUCAACUAAACUGUUUGAUCAUAGUGUGAUGCACAUCAAAACGAGGCACGAAUUUCUUGAACGAGCAGGAUUGUACCAGCUGCCUAACAAAAAGGGAGAAACAACAAUAGAGAACCCAUCACUUUAUCAAAUAUUUGAUACAUCUGACUCCGUUUUUGCGCAAAAGGUUGCAAAAAUGCCUACUGCUGACUAUAUGACUUUUAAGAAACUUUAUGAACUUGAGGAAGAAAUGAGAGAAGAACAAAGUGACAGUGAUCAAAGUGAAAGUGAUGAUGAAUAAUAUGAAAUACAUCACAUCAUUGAUGCCUCUUGAGGAUAAGCCAAAACUUCAUAUCACUAUUAUAUAAGAUGUGUGCAAUCAAUGUAGCUUGCAGUUCAUUAACAUGCAUUGUAGAAUGUAUCAUCUUAAAAUAAAUGUUGUCGAAUAUCAUCUUGGAAAAACUUAUUAACCAUGAGAGACUGAGAGUACAUGAUGUGAUAUUAAAGAUUUAUUAAUGAACAAGACAUUUUUGUUGCAAUUUAGUCAAAG
Owenia fusiformis is the source of this 1484-nucleotide messenger RNA. NCBI's taxonomy places the organism in Eukaryota, Metazoa, Annelida, Polychaeta, Sabellida, Oweniidae. The record is from the annotation of a GenBank genome assembly.